Messenger RNA from Trichomonas vaginalis G3, 2851 nucleotides. RefSeq names its product aggrephagy protein. The annotation marks the transcript as partial. The transcript has a single exon. The record is from RefSeq and is a predicted model, not a curated record. Lineage: Eukaryota; Parabasalia; Trichomonadida; Trichomonadidae.
AUGUCUCCAACGAUGACAAUUUUCGGAAAUUCGGAUUUACAUCCUUUUAUCAACGGAUUACGUAGCGCGUUCAUUGAUUUUGUCAUAGAGAAUGAUGUUGAAGAGCUCCCUGACGUUGUAGAGAUGACAGAAAACACUCCAAUUUUAUUAGCCGAAGUUUUAGUUCGAGUUAUGAAUAUAGAGACCAUUGAUGCUCAUAAAUUCGUUUUCCCGAAAAUGCUGAAGGUUCUUGGCCAGAAUCUCGUUAAUUUAUGUCAAACAAAAUAUGAAUUUUUAUAUCAACCGAGAUCUGCUUUGUUUACAUUUGUUUUUAGGCUGUUUAAGAAUAUAGACUUGGCAUGGAAAUGCUUUACAUGCGAGAAUUUCGUUUCUUUGUUCAUGUCUUUGUCAUUAGAAACAGAUUUGACUGAAACAAUCUUUUUCGCGGUCAGAGACGCACUCACAAACUUCGAUUCAUCAUAUGACGCAAACCAAUUGAACCCUUUAAUCGAUUGGUACUAUAAAACAAUUCAAUUUUGUGUAAAUGAGGCAAAAAGUGACGUUUAUUUGCAUUAUUUACAGGUAGUCAUCACGACAAUGGCCGAUUGCUUCGGAGAACAGCCUUGGUUGUCCAUUUCUUUCAGGCCAAUUCUGAAAUUAUUGUUGGAUAUUUUGGAAGUACGUCCGGAUAGACUUAUUCUUGAAAAUACCAUCAAAUUGUUAUCAGCCAUUGAACGAACUGUUGAUAAAUUCUACUUAAAUCGCAGUUUGUUCGCUAGAUUAGUCAAAGUUAUCAAAUUAGUUGACAAAGAAGAGCCUUCAACAAGAAUUGAAUUGUUAUUGAUGUCUUUGUUAAGUGGAUAUUGCGCAAUGACCACUUUAACAAGGUUUUACAUCAAAGAACCUUCAGUUAUUCCAUUAAUUAUUGCAGUUUUCGGUCAAUCGUCCAGAUUCGUCGAUAUUCUUAAGACAUUCAAGCAGUUAUGCGACUACACGGCCUUCAACUGCCGUCAAUUCCACGAUGGAGACCUGGAUUGGAUAUUGAUGACCUACAUCUCACAAAAGAAAGACAAGGCGACCUUCAAAUACCGAAAUGUAGAUAUUUCUAUAUCACUUGAGCAUAGCGAUAUCGAGAAAUACGUCUUGCCAUUAAUAACUUCGAUGGCAGUUUCAAAAUCAUCAACUGCUAUCUCAACCAUCAUGGCCAAUUAUAUUUCUACAGACGUUGACCAGCAUUCCUUUGAUUUUUGCAACUAUUUAGACAUACUUUUAGGAAAAUGUGCAAUUACUCCCACAAAAACCUUCUCAAUGAACACUUCCCCUGAUCCACAGUUCUCUGUACAAGGCAUAUUUGGCGAAGAUCUCAACAAAGGCUUCACAAUUUCCUUAAGAUUGAAUAUUGAUGCAACACCUAUGACAGCAUCCAACGCCAGCAUCUCCUUAUUCACUAUUACAGACGAUGACUACAAUCUCCUUCGUUGUUUCCUCUCUGCUGGCCAUAUUUUCAUGAAAUACGAAGCAGAUUGUACAAGAACAUCCGUAAUCUUGGCCAAAAACGUUCCAUCUCAACAGUGGACCUUGUAUACAAUCAUUGUUCGUAUGGAUGGUCAAAUGGUCAAACUAAGUACAUUCGAAAACAACCAAAGUUUGAAUGAUUCAGACCUUUGUGAGUUCACUUUUAAUCCGACCAAGUUAGAAUUUGUUGUUGGCGGAUUGAAUGAACCGAUGGAAAACUCGCAAUGGGAUGAUAUUCAAAUGGGAGAGUUCGGAGACUUGAAUCUUUACACGGAAUUGUUGACUCAAUCCGAUAUAAAUGUUUUGUAUUCACAGCCGUGGAGUUUCACGAAAGUUCCUUUGUUUUCAACGUCUUCCAUUCCAACACCUGGUCUCAAGUCGACUUUUACAACACCAAGAAAAAGAAUCGCUGUAAAUUCGUCACUUUUUUCAAAUUACAUUGAAAAUUUGACGAUAAAUGUCAGUGAUUGUAAAACGCCAUCAUUACAUUUAUUAGAUAACAUGGUUGAUGGUGAUUAUGGCAAUAUAUUGGCCGGGUUCUUCAGACAAGAACAGUUUUUCAACAACGAAUAUCCUCCUUUGAUUUUGGGAUUGAUAAAAUCAAUCUUCAAAAGAUCCCUAAAAAGUCAAAUUGGUUUCACUUCACUUUUGACUAUGACCACCAAUCUUUCGCAGCAUCCGAUGAUACUGAACUCCGAACUUUACUUGGCUUUGUACCACGUUUUCGAAUCAAUUCAAUACGAAGCGUUACAUUUUCAAUGGUUUACAAAACUUGUAUUCAAUUUUUGGUUGUGGGUCAAUUGUGAGAACUACAAUGACUUAUUCUUUAUUUUGCAGCACUGGCAUUCGAUUCUUUUACCGAAUUUGACUGAUUUGGUCAAACAAAAAUCAUUUUUCUCUGUUUUAUUAUCACAAUAUAAAAUGAUUUUGUGUUUUGACAAAGAAGAUGAAAACAUUGAGAAAAUAGAAGAUAUAAACUACGAGCAUUCCAUCAAUAUAAUGAAAUACUUCACUAAAGGUUACACAGUUAAAAAUGUAUUGGCAAUAAGAGACAUUUUUGUAAAAAUUAUGAAAAGAACGGCUUUUAUCAAUUUUACUUCAUCUGAUUUCCGAAACUUGUUCAGUUUAUUGGCAACAUCAAAGACAAGAACAACUUCAUUGAUAAUGCUCGAUAUAAUACACAAUAUAACGAAGCCAAUCCUUCAAACAAAAAUGGUUUCUCAUAAAUAUAACGCAAUUUUGGAAGAAUUUGUAAAAAGUGACAAUUUGGAAAUUGUCAAAUCUGCCAUUAUUUGUUUACAUUCGAUAUCCUAUCAGAACAUGAUUGAAUAUUCACAACAGAUCUCAGAGAACAUAA